CACUAGCAUCAACCGCGCAAUCGUGAUCAUGUUUACCGCUUGGCAAUUUAGUUGAAGUCUUAUUUAACUUUGUAGUUUUAUAAUAAUUAAAAAGAAACAAUGCAGUCAAAUGCAAUAGUCAGUUGUUUAUUGCUCCUGUUUCACAAUGUGUGCUGUUACCAGGAUAACUGGGUCGAGCCACAUGCGUGGGCGGAACUGACAACAACGCAAUUCAAUACUCCAGGUGAAGAUGCCUGCCAAUGCCAGGCUUUGCCACCUGAAGGGAAAUCACUGGCCACAAUUGAGGAUCAGUUAGCGCUAAUGUAUUUUAAAAAGUUCGUUAACACUCUAUUUAAUCGAAAAAAGCUAAUGCAUGGCAAAACGUCAAAUGUUUUUAAGCGAUCGGUUCUGUUUACAUUACAAGCGUCACAAGUUGUUGAACUUGAGACGGUCGAAGAUGUGCGUGAUCUUGAUAUUUUACUUAACAAAAUACUAGAUGAAGCAAACGACGUUCCUUUGUCGUCGGAUCAAGUUGAUGACGACUAUUCCUAUACGCACAAGGAAAUGGGAGUGUUUGCGCUUAUUAUGGAUAUUUUCAAGGACCUUCAAAAGCUACUUCAAAUAUCCGAAGUGCGUUUCAUGUUAACUGUUCUGCUGAUCAUCGCUACCGGGUGGAUUGUGCAUAAACGAUUCAGAUAUUCUGCAAUAGCCAUAGUUAUAGGCGGAAUUUUCCUGUAUGGCUACUUCGUUACCUAUUUAGAGUGCAAUAGGAAACUAGAAGUUGAUGCUGUCAUUGAAGUAAUUGAUAGUCAUCAAGAGUCCACGGAUAAUGAAAAUACAAACUGGUUUUCAGGCAUAUAUGGCUCUUUAUUUAAAGAGUCUAAAGAAAAACAACAGAGGGAAAAAAUUUUAAAAUCUAGCAAAUUACGUAUGCCUUACUGCCGACCAGAUCAUGUGUUCAUUAUGUAUGCGAGUGAAAUAUUUCUUAAACAAAUUGAAAUGAUCUUAGAAAAAACCACUCAAACUAUUUCGAGCUUAAAUUCGGAAUUAUCAUUUCCAUUCAACUUAAUAGCUCCUUUCGGACUUAUAGCUUUGAUUGGGUACAUAAUUAAAUUAAUAUUCAAGUACGUUAUAAGUCCAAAGAUGUGGAUCGGAGUUUUUCAUGGGAAAUCUGGGAAAACCUCUUCACAACCCCACGUCACUGCAAACGAAAUGGUUGAAGAUCGUAUAUCGGGCGAAAACCUUAAAAUGUUAUUAAAUGUCAUAGGUACGACAAAUAUAGUACAAGCCCAACAAGCCUAACUAAACCUAGGGAAACUAACCGGAAAACCUAAAGCACGCAGGAUAAUGCUAAUCGUACAUAAGAUUCAACGAAGUCUGUCAUUAGAAUUAUACAUAUAUAAUAAAUACCUAUGUAUGCAUUGGUUUGCGGUGGCGAACUGAGAAAAUUUAUCUAAUUGAUUUCUGAAAUCUUAUACGCAAAUUGGUCCGCUAUCAAAAUCUUGUUUAAUAAUUUCACUAGACAAAUUCAACAAUAUUUAGUAAAUAAGUAUGUACUAUGUUAUAUAUUUUUUUUUUUUUUUUUUUUUUUUUUUUUUUUUGUAUAUAUGCUUGUGUCUAUGAUUGGCUUUUCGAAUAACUCGUCAUCCACUAUGCAUCUAAAUCAUAUCUAAACAUCGAGCAAGUGGCAUUGUGCAUAAGAAAUGAGCUAAGUCAUAAUUAAUAUAAUUACUUCGUCCUUCCUACCCCAUCCUCCCCUCUCUAUCAUAUUUGCCCCUAAUUUGGCAUGACAGCAAUUAAAAUGAAUUACUUUUAAUUAGCUGAAUAGGUUAUAUGUAAUAUAAAUUGGAAAAAACUAAUUAAUGCCUUCCCCUCUCGUAAUAUCAAUCAACAGUAAAACGACGCGAAACUAUCAUAUUCAACCAUCAACCUGCUAAUAGACUUUAAAUCCUAAGCCAACCCAACUAUUAUAAUAAUUAAGCAAAUACCACAAUUUGUAAACUGUGCUCGUUUUUA
This is a messenger RNA of Drosophila arizonae, 1995 nucleotides long. RefSeq lists its product as uncharacterized. Lineage: Eukaryota; Metazoa; Arthropoda; Insecta; Diptera; Drosophilidae. The record is from RefSeq and is a predicted model, not a curated record.